This is a messenger RNA of Marasmius oreades (fairy-ring Marasmius), 972 nucleotides long. RefSeq lists its product as uncharacterized. Gene Ontology annotation, biological process: primary miRNA processing; rRNA processing; regulation of gene expression. Gene Ontology annotation, cellular component: nucleus. Gene Ontology annotation, molecular function: ribonuclease III activity; double-stranded RNA binding. The transcript is spliced from 7 exons. The coding region runs from base 1 to 972 and encodes 323 amino acids. The record is from RefSeq and is a predicted model, not a curated record. Lineage: Eukaryota; Fungi; Basidiomycota; Agaricomycetes; Agaricales; Marasmiaceae.
AUGACUCCUGGUCUGAGGGUCUCCGACGAUGCCCCCUUACCACCUCUGCCAAAGAUCAGAUCGAGGGACACCGAAGGGAAGGUGUUCACGCACCGCAGCUAUUACGGUCGCCCCAACCAUAUUUUUGAAGAUCAACCACAUAAUCCGAGUCCGGACAAUGAAAGGUUUGAACACCUUGGUGACUCCGUUUUGAGUUUGGUGGUCACAGAGCUGUUAUUGGAGAUGUAUCCGGGAUUACGGGUUGGGCCAUCCACUAAAACCCGUGCUUUAAUGGUUAGCAAUUCUACGCUGGCAAAUAUCUCAAAGCGUUAUCAGCUGCCUCGUCGCCUUCACCUCCAUCCUGCGCAGGCCAUCGCCCUCCGGGCUUCAGUUCAUGUUCAAGCUGAUGUUUUUGAGGCUUUUGUUGGUGGUCUUUACACGGACCAAGGUAUGGACGCCGUCAAACCAUGGCUGAGCUCUCUAUUCCGUCCUUACGCCAUCGCGGCGUACAGUGCCAUCCGCACCCAACACGGUCUACCGCCCGACGAUCAAGUUCAACCACAGCCCCUCUCAGCAUCGGAAUCCUCCGACUCCUCCUACUCCUCUUCUCCGUCACCCCCGUCCUCGCCUGGACUAGAACCCGAGCUCAACUCGAGGCAUGCAGGGUACACUCACCCUGAGGUUCAACACGGUUAUCUUGCACUGUUCAAUCAAAUUAUUGCAAAACGAAACCUCUCUCUGGAAUGGACCUUCCAAACCUUGAAAGACUACCUCUUGAUGCUCAAUGGAGGACAGAACAAUGGAGGACCUCCGAGGUUUUCGGUGGACCCGGUUGAAGCGCUUCAGAAUGCCAAAAUGACUCCCACCUGGAUUGCAAGAGCUAUGAUUAAUGGUGAAUGCUAUGGAGAAGGUAGAGGUCGUACCAAGCAAGCCGCAAAGAAUGAGGCCGCCAAGAUGGGAUUGCACCGACUUGGGGCUUUUAGUCAAGUUUAG